Molecule: messenger RNA, 2436 nt
Organism: Tetrahymena thermophila SB210
Lineage: Eukaryota; Ciliophora; Oligohymenophorea; Hymenostomatida; Tetrahymenidae
Product: cyclic nucleotide-binding domain protein
Exons: 10
Source: RefSeq, a predicted model, not a curated record
UUAAUAUUAAUUGAUUUGAUUAUUAUUAUUAUCAUCAUCAGUGAUUAAACAAGUUUAAAAUAUAUAAAAAGUAAUACCUUGAUUAAAAUGUUUUAAAAGAAAAAUAAUAUUGGAAAUUCAUAGAAUGAUAUUUAAAAUUAAUGUGAUAAUGAGUCUGAAGCUGAAAUUAUUGAAAUGAAACAUAGAUUAGAGGAAAGGGAAAAAAAUAAUGAACAUUUGUCUCAGUUUGAAAUCUACUUAAAAGAUAAAAUAGAUUCGCAAUUAGAUAAAUAGAAGAAGGCAAAUAAAUUCCUUGAUACAGACCCAGGAGAAAUAAAUAGAAGAAAGUUAGCUCUUAGUCAUAUUAUAGAUAGAAAUUAAGACAUAUAUGAAUAUGUUUAAAAAGAAAUAAACUUGUAAAAGGAAGGAGUUAAAUCACCUAAUAGUCUUUCAUAACAGUUUAAUAGUAUUUAUUAUGAUUCUAUCACUAAAAAGAAAGUAAAGAGAGCUACACAAGAAGACUUUUAUUCUUAGCAGAGGACUCGUCCAUCAACAUCACAUAAUAAAAUGUAUCCUGAAUAAGUUUUUGGAGAGAAUUUAACUAAAAAAGAAGAAAAGUAGCUUGAUUAAUAUAGAAAAUAGUUUAACAUGCAUCACUUUUAUAAGGAUUGGCUUGACGAAAAAAAGAUUAGACUAAAUUCUUAAAUAGAUGCAUAUGUAAACAGUAUCUCAAAACUAAAUGCAAUUGAAUAAUAAUAAGAGCACUUGAUAUAAAAAGAUAAAUUUUAUCUCUCUUCUGAUCAAAAAAGGCAUAUUUAAAGAAUAAUGAGUGCAAAUUAAUCUUCAAGAGAUAAAAGUCAUAUAAAUUAUAUCACUUUACAUUCUUAACCUGUAUCGAUUAAUUCAAAUUAGUUAUAAAGCCCUACACUUAUGCCAUAUAAGCAAUAUAGAAUGCAAUAAGUAGUCAAUAACAAAAAUAAUACUUAAUAAAAAAACUAAAGCAAUGUCAUUACUGUUACAAAAUAAAAUUAAAAAAUUGAUACACUUAAAACAAAUAAAAGUCGUCCAAAUACCUCUAACUAAAGCCCUAAAGCCUAAAAUUAAAAAUAAAUUUCAUUAAGUAGAUAAGGCUCACUUAAAAAAAGCAAAUCCCCUGAAAAGAAAAAUAUAACUAAUAUUUUUGAAUAAAAAAAUGAAGUUGCUCUAUUUAAUAACUUUGUUUAUUCCUCUCCUUUUCCUAAAUGGAUAGUAUAAAACAGAAAAUACGAAGAACUAAAAUAAUCAGAAUAAUAUGACAUGAAUAAAAAGAUUAUAUCAAUUUGUAAAAUGGAGACUUUUAAUAGAACAGCAUUCUAAAAACAUAUCGUCGCUUUAUUUUUAUAAAAAAUUUCUUUAUUUAAAAUGAUGCCUUUUCAUAUGCUUGAAGUCAUCGCAUAAAGGCUAACCUACCAAUUCGUGGAUUAAACUUAAUACAUUUGUAAAUAAGGCGAUAAAGGUGAUUGCAUGUAUAUCAUAUUUUAAGGACAAGUAGAAAUUAUUAUCAAUGGGUUCGUAAUUAAAAAAAUAUUUUCUGAUGGUGAAUUCGUUGGAAGAACAGCCCUUGAAACAGAUAAACCAAGAAAUGCAGACAUGAGGGCUAAGAAACCUUGUCAUCUUUUACUUUUGUCAAGAAUGGAUUAUCAGCAAUGUCUAAGUAGAGCUAUUGCUAGCGAAAAGGGAAACAUUUCGAAUUUUAUUUUAAAUCAUCCUUUCUUUAGGCACUUUAGAGCUGAUAAAGUAGAAAAACUUUGUGAUGAAAUCAAAGCACGUUUUCUUGCACCUAAAGAAUGUCUUUUUAAAGAAACAGACCCUAUUGAUAAUUUUUACAUUGUAAAGCAAGGAUUGCUAAUUAAAACUAUGUAGGUAGAGCUAGAAUAGUAGAAUAAAUGGCCCAAUAAAGAUGAAAAUGGAUAAGUUUAUUGGGAAAACUAUAUUUAAGGAAAAAAAGUUAUAUACACAAUUGAGUUUUCAGGAGGAGAUAUUGUAGGCUAUUACGAUAUGAUGGUCCCUAAUGAACAAGGUGUCAGAACAGAAACAAUAGAUUCAAUAUAAGAUACAUUUGUUUUAUAUAUUAAUAAAAAUAUAUUUAACUUGAUUUUUGAUGAAGACGAUAUGCUAAUAUUCAGAGAACAUCAUAGAAAAAAAUACCCAACUAACUAUGAAAGUUUAAAAUAAAAAAUAAAAGAUGAAGAAGGCUAAUACAAAGCUAAUAUUUAGGCAUUGGAAGAUGCUGUUAGGCUUAAGCUUUAGUCUUGCGAAUAAAUUGUUUUAGAAAAAAAUAAUGAUAAGAUUAACUAAUUUAUAAAGUAGCAGCGCCAAAAGAAGAAAGCAGAACUAAGAAAAAAAAUACCUUUUGAAUAUAAAUAACCAGUAAUAAGAAAACUAAAAAAUUAAAAUGAGUAACAAACAAAUCAAUGA